Lycium barbarum (goji berry) is the source of this 571-nucleotide messenger RNA. RefSeq names its product small ribosomal subunit protein eS21y. The record is from RefSeq and is a predicted model, not a curated record. Gene Ontology annotation, cellular component: cytosolic small ribosomal subunit; ribosome. Gene Ontology annotation, biological process: translation; endonucleolytic cleavage to generate mature 3'-end of SSU-rRNA from (SSU-rRNA, 5.8S rRNA, LSU-rRNA); endonucleolytic cleavage in ITS1 to separate SSU-rRNA from 5.8S rRNA and LSU-rRNA from tricistronic rRNA transcript (SSU-rRNA, 5.8S rRNA, LSU-rRNA). Bases 182 to 430 code for a protein of 82 amino acids. Gene Ontology annotation, molecular function: structural constituent of ribosome. NCBI's taxonomy places the organism in Eukaryota, Viridiplantae, Streptophyta, Magnoliopsida, Solanales, Solanaceae. The transcript is spliced from 4 exons.
GGGCCGAGCAGACAAAAUAAGCCCACAGGGUAUACUCACAUCACAACUAGGGUGAGAUAAAAUAUGUCGUCUUUAAAUGGAGGCUUUGCACCGCCUCUUCACACAUUGCCUCCUUCAACAACUCUCCCUUAACCUCACCUCAGUUAAAGCUUGAUUUCAGUAGUCAAGAAAACCAGGCAAGAUGCAGAACGAUGAAGGACAAAACAUGGAUCUUUACAUCCCAAGGAAAUGUUCUGCUACUAAUAGGCUGAUCACUUCAAAGGAUCAUGCUUCAGUUCAACUUAAUGUUGGACAUUUGGAUGAUAGGGGCGUCUACACGGGCAGUUUCACAACUUUUGCUCUCUGUGGUUUCAUCCGUGCUCAGGGUGAUGCUGACAGCGCAAUGGAUCGCCUCUGGCAGAAGAAGAAAGUUGAAGCUAGACAAGAGUAGAAAAAUAGAUUUGCAUUUUAAUAUUACAUUACUUUAUGGUGGAGGAUUUUGGAUGACAUUUAAAUUCAGUUGAGUUAGACAAUGUUCUCCCAGCUGUAUUUUGGAUAGUUUUCUUGAUCUAUGGAUAUUUGACUUGCCAUU